Messenger RNA from Helicoverpa armigera (cotton bollworm), 3662 nucleotides. It is a transcript of the gene ArfGAP1, whose product is annotated as ADP-ribosylation factor GTPase-activating protein 1. The record is from RefSeq and is a predicted model, not a curated record. Gene Ontology annotation, biological process: regulation of endocytosis; regulation of ARF protein signal transduction. Gene Ontology annotation, cellular component: Golgi membrane. Gene Ontology annotation, molecular function: GTPase activator activity. Lineage: Eukaryota; Metazoa; Arthropoda; Insecta; Lepidoptera; Noctuidae. The transcript has 10 exons. The coding region runs from base 153 to 1298 and encodes 381 amino acids.
UCAGUGAGUGCCAAGUGGAGGUAUGAAUUUUUUUGACAAUUAACAACAAUUCGUGGUGUUUGCGUGUGAUAAUUUCUCUAAUGUCCCCAAUGUGUAUAUGCUGCAUAAUACUUUAAUCAUUUACUUCGCUAUUCCCACCUGUAAGCUAAGAAAUGGCUUCCCCACGAACACGUAGGAAGCUGAACUCUAUACGAAAUAUAGACGACAAUAAUAAAUGUUUCGAGUGUGGUACGUUGAAUCCUCAAUGGGUUUCGGUCACGUACGGCAUCUGGAUAUGCUUAGAAUGCUCCGGGGUUCACCGAAGCCUCGGGGUGCACCUUUCCUUCGUCCGCAGUGUCACCAUGGACAAAUGGAAAGACAUUGAGCUAGAAAAAAUGAUGGUCGGGGGGAACGGGAAAGCCCGAGAGUUCUUCGAGAGCUCGUCUGACUUCAAGCAAGGGCUCACAAUACCUCAAAAGUACAACACAAAGGCUGCGGCUAUGUACCGGCAAAAGAUCUGUGCACUAGCGGAAGGCAAGUCAUGGACCGCCUCGGACUACAAACCAGAGACUCUGGAAAAGUCCCAGGACUGGGCCGUCUCUCGCGACUUCUACUCGUCGGGAGACAGCACUUUCCACACGAGCGGCUCGGAUAAUAACAUCAGUUAUCACACGGAGUAUGGGAGUGGACGUUACACCGGUUUCGGCAACUGCAACAACCAGAAGCAGUCGGCGUCCACUCCGAUGUCGCCGAUGCACGGCAACGAAAUGGUGGACAACACUCUGGCUUCAUUAGCUACUGGCAAGUUCGAACGGUUGCGUAGGCGACAAAACGACGACAAAGAACGCAUUGUCGAGCGACAAUCUAAGUCCUAUGGGCGGUCUUUGCGGAUCGGUUGGUCCAUGUUUGCAUCAUCGGUGACUAAGGCAGCUCGGACGGCAACUGAGAGCGCCGUGCGUUACGGAGGCAUCGCUUCCCAAAAAGUUUCGGAGAUGGCAUCUACUGUUACUGAAAAGGUGAACACCCGCGGCGGUUGGAGUACUCUGGGCGGCACUACGGAUCAGAGACGCGCAUCCAACACCAGCACGUCUUACCAGUCGCCCAGCUAUGGCGCCAUGAAGAGUUCCACUUCCGAACCAUACUCCCAGUGGAACGAACAACUUCAGCCAUGGAAGGAAUCGGUGACCACCCGCAACAACUUGGAUUCGCGCGAUCUGUCCCAAGUCGGGGUGUCCAGCCCCCCGCCCGAUAUCAAGAACAUCACAAUCAAGAAGAAGAACGCGUCUGAUGAAGACUCUUGGGACUGGCUUAAUAACUAAGCUGAUCAUCACAAGAACGCGAGAAGACGGCCUUUAAGAUCCAGUUUUAGGCCGCACAUAUCUAUCCCUUAGUUAAAUUACGCAUUUUAACACAUUAUAUAUAUGUAUAAAUAUGUAUUCAAAAUUACAAUUGUAAAAUAUAUAUUGAGAUACAAAAUUCACAUAUGCAUGUAUGUAUAUGUAUUAAUUUAGCCAUGGAAAUCAGUAUUUAUAGUCAUUAAAGAUUUUAUUUGUAAAUACUUUGUAAAAGUUGGCAAUGUAUUCGGAAUUACUCUUAAGUUGGCAAUCGUUCUUUAUUGUUUUUCUAUCGAUUCUUAGUUAUUGUGCAGCAGUAGGAAAAAUAUGUUUAGGUAGUACUCCGAACCAUUUUGUUGGUACAUAGCAAUAUUUCGACCAUUAUUAGGAAUUGUAUCAACUAUAAAAUCAAUAUCAAAUAUGUAUUCAAAAUUUGCUGAAAACCAGCACUUUUCGAUCAUCAAAAUUACAUCAGACGGCCCACCACUUCCUGUGUUUAAUCUGGGAAGAAGUUGCAUUAUAAACUCCACAGCAACACAAGUAUGUCUGUUAGAUUUAAAAAUCUCAAUACAAAAUUCAUGAUAUAACAUACUCUCAGUAUGUAUAUCUAACCAGCAUGACCAGACAUUUUAUGCAAAUAAGACCUUUUUGCUGAACAAAAUGUCUAUGGAUCAGAGUCGCCACAAAAUGGCUUCCCCACUACCCUAGCAAUAUUUUUGGGAUUGAUUCUGUAAAGCGUACAUCUUAUGAAGGUAAUUAGGUAAAGGAACUAAGAGUCGAUAGAACCGUUUUCGCUUGAAAACCAAUUGGCAUGAUAUAUAAUUGUAUUGCAUUGACCACUUACUAAUAAAGGUAUUUACAAAUAAAAUAUGUAUGUAUGUAGUUACAGCUUUAUUCGGAACUGAACAAAUUGUGUUGGUUGAAUCUAUUCUUUUAUUAUAUCUAUUAGAUAUAUUGAUAACAUUUAUUUUAGAAAAUCUACGAAGUUAUUUAAUAUUAAAAUUCUGUCCAUUUUAGUGCCACAUUGUUUUCUAAAAAAAUAUUGUUUAAACAUCUGUUAUGUGAUGGCACAAACGCCAAUAUCUUUGUCCAACAAUUUAAGAAGGCUUUGCAUAUAUUCUUAUAAAACACUGUUACUACAAAGUGACUUUUUCCUCCUCUAUUUUCAUUAAUAGCCUCGUGGACAAAGAUCGCUCGAAGCCAUACUGGCCUACUUGUAAAACUAGGCCUUCAUUAUUGUCGUAAUAGCUUAAUUUAGUUUUAAGAAAGGUGUAAGACGGCAUCGCAAAGUUUGUCAUUCAAAAAGACUUAAGUCUGAACAAAAUGGCAGACGACGCGUUGAAAGAUUGCUAGGCAAAUUAAGAUGAAGGCUUAUAUUAUAUAUAUACGUGUUUAUAUUUUGUUGGAUAAACAACCGCUAUAAACAUAUCGUUUAUAAUGAGACAUAGAUUUCAUCGAUAAAUCGUCUUUGCAUUAACAGCAGCGAUAGUUUAUUUAGCAGUGGUUUUCAUAACGCAUCAAUGAGCCCAUUCCAUAUAAAAUCUCAGCAUUUAUAUUUAUAGUUUAUAAUUACUAGGCAAGCCAUAAUAUGUAUUAUGUUGCUAAAACGACAUUAUUAUUUGUAUUUUCAUUUUGAAUAAAUCGAAAUUCUCGGAAGUUGUUUUUGUAUUGAGACUGUUGUAUCGUCCGAUCCCCUACCCUUUUAGUGAAGUCCACUACAUCAUGUCCUCUCGAUGUCGAUAGAUAUUUUAUAUACAAUUUUAAUCGUAUUAAAACAUCCUAUUAUAACUACUCUGCCUAUCCACUACCGUCCUCUUGUGAUUAUUCAAAUUUUAUCGAAAUAUUAUUUACUAUGAAAAGGCUAAUGUAAUUUAUAUUUUUAUCGUCAACUAUCUAUCGACUUCGGCAAAGCCUUGUGCGUUCAUCCAUGAUUUGUUGAAUUUCGUACAAACAUGAUAUACCCUGAAAUAAAUUGCAGAAAUUCUCUAAAUUCCAUAAAAAAGGAAAAUUGGUAUCAUUUCACGGAAAAGGGACAAGGCUUACCUUCGUACAUUUUGUAUUGGAUCGAAACAAAUUAUUUUUCAUGUUACCAAUAUAUUUUUGGCAAUGUUUUUACCCUCGAUUAUAUUAUUUUCUACGUUGUAAGAUCAAGGUUUAUACUUAUGUACAAAUUAAUAAUAUUAUAAUAAUUUAAUUUUAUAUUUUGCUUGUAAGAUUCUGAAUGUUAUUUACUUUAUAUUGUAAUUAGUUUUACAACUGUGGGCUCACAGUUAAAUAGACGAUGUAACGAUUACUUUAAAAAUUUUGUCAUCAGGUUAUUUGAUCGAAUUAAAAUUAGUUUGAAGAUUA